This is a messenger RNA of Anthonomus grandis grandis, 1833 nucleotides long. RefSeq lists its product as uncharacterized. The record is from RefSeq and is a predicted model, not a curated record. The coding region runs from base 108 to 1766 and encodes 552 amino acids. The transcript is spliced from 7 exons. Lineage: Eukaryota; Metazoa; Arthropoda; Insecta; Coleoptera; Curculionidae. Gene Ontology annotation, molecular function: long-chain fatty acid-CoA ligase activity. Gene Ontology annotation, biological process: long-chain fatty acid metabolic process; fatty-acyl-CoA biosynthetic process.
CGCUAUUUAAACUAAAAACGUCUUCGCAAACCGUCCAUUAGCCGCUUAAAUUUGUAUGAACCAUUGAAAUAUUCAUUUAAUCGUGAAACGAAAAAAAACCCUGACAAAUGGACAACAUGGAGGAAACAGAAAUCGUUCAAGACAAAACCACAAACGUCAUAAGCAACGUUACGCCCUAUCCGGAAACCACCAAAGGGUUGGGAUAUGAAUUUUUCAUGGCCAUGACACGGAACAAGGACAGGGUUGCACAGUACAUAGCAGAAACUGGCUACGAGGACUCCUACGAAUCCUUCCUCCAAAGAGCGACCAGGACCGCGUUGCACCUCAAAGAACGAAAUUUCACCCCCGAAGACGUCGUCUGCCUCAGCUCCUACAACCAGGUCCACUGUGCGGUCCCGUUUAUCGCCUGCUUAUUCUUGGGAGUCCCGGUGUCCUCCCUGGACCCCUCGUUCACCGAACCGGACGCCCUCCAUGCCAUAAAUCUGGUGAAACCAAAAAUAUUUUUCAUCGUACCGGAAAUCCUGGACACUAUCCAGAAGUCUAUUAAAACUCUUGGUCUCGAGGCGGAAAUUGUUGUUUAUGGGGACCACGAGGACCCCACGGGGGCAGUAAAGAGUUUCAAUGAUUUCUUGGAACCCCAUCCAGAGGAGGACGCGUUUGCUCCGGUGGAAAUUGACGACGUGAAUCGGACCGCCGUAAUUUUCUUUAGUAGCGGCACCACUGGUCUCCCCAAGGGUAUUUGCAGCAGCCACAAGGCCAUAUUUCAUCAAGGGUGUCUAAUGCACUUUCUGGGUCACCUAAUUAAAAACUCGGUCAUAUGCCUCUACUCCACCCUCUACUGGAUAUCAGCGGUGCUUUACCUGACUAGUUCCAUUCUCCACGGAAGCGCCAGGGUGCUAAGCAGAACCUUCGAUCCAGAGGCCCUAUGGUUAAACAUUGACAAAUACAAGGUGACAAACUUGUUUCUAGCCCCGAUCCAGGCCUACGGGAUGAUUGACGCAGGAAGACCCGAAAACACCCUCACCUCGAGCCUUCACCUCACCCUCACAGGUGGCAUGCAGUUCUCUCUGGAGAAGCUUUACUCGCUAAGGGACCUCCUGCCGGGCACCUUCGUGUUCCAGAUCUACGGCUGCACCGAAAUAUCCGGCAUCGGGAUGAGUUUCAACCUGAACAGGAGCAAAGACCGGCUGUUGUUGAACUACAGACCGAAGUCGGUGGGGAGACCGGUGCCAGGGCUUCGGUACAAAGUAGUGGACCUGGAAAGUGGGGCGAACGUGGGCCCCAAUGAGCACGGGGAGCUCCGGAUCGAUCCAGAGUUCACCACCAGGGGGUACUACAGGCAGGAUUCUAGUUCGGCUUUCGAUUCAGACGGUUGGAUGAGGACUGGCGAUAUCGUUUAUUAUGACGAGGAUUAUUGUUUUUAUAUCGUGGACAGGAUCAAGGAGAUGUUGAAGUAUCGGUCCUGGCACGUACCUCCCGCCCUUUUGGAAGGAGUAUUGCAGAACCAUCCGGGGGUGAGUCAGUGCGUGGUGAUAGGGAUUCCCGACGAGCUUGAUGGCGAUCUACCAUGCGCCAUUAUUGUCCUCAAUGAGGACUAUCGAGGGAAAGUAACUGAGGAGGAGAUUGAGGAGUUCGUUGCUAAGAGGGUGAACGAUACUCACAAGUUGAGAGGAGGGGUAAAGUUUAUUGAGGCACUACCACUCACGCCCUCUGGGAAGGUUAAGAAGAAGAAGAUCAGGGAUAUGGUGCUUAAUGGGGAAAUUUAGGCGGGUGUAGGAUAUUUUUUGUGUAGUGUAGGCUUUGGUGAAUAAAUUUGGUCUUUAGCGUGUUUCA